Rhea pennata is the source of this 1272-nucleotide messenger RNA. RefSeq lists its product as uncharacterized. The transcript has 2 exons. The record is from RefSeq and is a predicted model, not a curated record. Gene Ontology annotation, cellular component: mitochondrion. The coding region runs from base 1 to 1272 and encodes 423 amino acids. Lineage: Eukaryota; Metazoa; Chordata; Aves; Rheiformes; Rheidae.
AUGGCUGGCCACAAGGAGCGGGACGAGCCUUGGCCCAGCUGCCUGACAGUGCCAAGGCUGCCACAGUUGCCCUUGGCGGUGGCUCUCAACAGGACUGCCCAAGAACAGUGCCAGGACCUAAAGAGCGAGGUGCUCGCAGCUCCCAGAGAGGCCUGUGCCCAGGAGGGCAAGGCGCAAUGGCGGGACACCAUGGUGCACGGCCAGGUGCAGGACGGGGUGCUAAGCAAGUCCCCGGUGUCCCAAGGCGCUGACCUGCUGCCUGCAGAAGAGCAAGUGCCCUGUGCUGAGAAUGCCCCAGGAGAAGCAGCCUCUUCUGCUCCAGACGAUGCAUUACAGCAGGAGACCAGGCCCAAAGGCACUUCAGAGGGGCUUCAGCUCACCAGCCCCUGCUUUGCAGAGGAACCAUGCAGCUCUGCCAAAGCCAAGGCGGGCAAGUGCCACAGCGAAAUUGUGCCACCAGAGGAAACAUCGCCUUGCCAGCCUGAGCCUGCUGGCCUUGCUCAGAGUGUGCACGGAGAUGGGAGUGUGGAAAUGAGGGCUGAGAGCCAGAGAGCUGCCCCACACAGCCCCGCAACGCCUGCCACUGCUCCAGAGGACACGGGCCUGGGGCUCGUCCACGCAUCUGAGAGGAGCCCCAGACAACGGCGACAGCUGGGGAAGCCUCAUGCCGACAACGGCACACAGGAGCUGAGUGCAGGUGCUGUGCAGGAGAUGCUGGUGCACACCACUCUUGCAGCAGCCCUGGCAAGCGCUCUCCAGGUCCAGAGCAGAGAGGACAGUAAAAGCCCAGAGACCACAGCACCACGACAGCCUGAUCACCAUGCUCACAGUGGCCAAAGGAAGGUCAGGGGAGCCGAGGCACCAGCAUCGCCGGGCAGGGGCUGUGCUCCACCAUCAUCCAAAGCACCGUCACCAGCACGGGGCACCAGACAGCAGCCUUUGGGCAUCACGUGCCGCUUCCGAGGCAGGACGCUGCACGUGCACCCCGACAACACCUCGCGGUACCUCGCAGUGCUUUCCAUCAAAACCGAGCCACUGGAGGAGCUCGAGAGGAGCUGCCUGGCGCGCACUGGGCAGACCUUGGUGCAGCUGCGAGAAGCCUGCCUGCAGAGGAAGGAGCGGAGGCCAAGGCAGAGCGAGAGCGAGGAAGAGGAGGGCAAGGGGAAGCGUUUCUCCCUCACCAUGUCAGGACGCCUCAACGUUCAACCCAGGGAGAAAGGUAGCUGUCGCGAAGAAAAAGAGACAUCAGCACACAUUCAAUGUGAAUGCUAG